CGACAGCGAGGUCUGGCUUCCCGAGCCAGAUGCUUGGAACGGCCGCUUUCUCGGGCUCGGUAACGGAGGCACAGGAGGAGGCGUUGACGUGGCAGACCUCGGAUUCGAUGCCGUCGCCCAAGGAUUCGCUGGAAUGUCCACCGAUACCGGUCAUAACUCGACGGUAUUCGACGGAUCUUGGCAUGAACCCAACCAGAUCGUUGACUGGGCCUUCCGUGCCAUGCACCUGAGCGUCAUUGCAGGCAAGCAAGUCGUGGAAGCGUACUACGGCAAACAAGAGGACAUGAAGUCGUACUACCUCGGAUGUUCCACAGGCGAGGCCCUCCCCCUUCGUACGGACCUCAAGGAGAUCCAGCGUUUUCCAGAGGACUUUGAUGGAAUAGUCAUCGGCUCACCCGCGAACUGGAUGUCGCACCUCCAAUCGUUCUCGAUCCACAUCAACUUGAACGUCCUUCCCGUGAACGGGUCGCACUGGAUCCCGCCCGCUCUCUGGAAGGGCCCGAUCCACGACGAGGUGCUCAGACAGUGUGACAUGAUUGACGGGGUCGCCGACGGCAUCAUCAACAACCCGCUCGCGUGCAACUUCCGUCCGGAAACGCUCUCCUGCCGACCCGGUCAAGACCCGUCCGCCUGCCUCACCCUUGACCAGAUCGUCGCGCUCCGCAAGAUCUACAGCGCAUACAUCGAGACGAACCAGACGUUCAUCUUCAACGGGUACUACCCCGGCGGCGAGCUCGGCUUCCCGAACGGCCUCGUCGGCGAGAACAUCCUCACCAUCGCCCCCGAAUAUUUCCAGCUUUGGGUGCUAAAUGACACGUCGUUCAGUCCGUUCGACUUGACCCUCGCCGAUAUCGAGCUCGCGGACAAGAUCGACCCCGGAACCCAAAACGCGAUCGACCCCAACAUCACGGCCUUCGUCAGCGCGCCGCACAACGGCAAAGUACUGCACUACGUCGGGUGGGCCGACCAGCUCAUCUCGCCGGGUAAUUCGCUGCACUACUACGACACCGUGCAGGCGUUCAUGCAGACCGAGACGGACGCGAGCGUCGACGACUUUUAUCGGCUGUUUACCGUCGCGGGCAUGCAGCACUGCUCUGGCGGCUUCGGCGCGAACGCGUUCGGCGGGUCGGGCCAGGCCGCGGCGGGGAUGCCGCCGCUGUCGAACGAUCCUCAGCAUAACAUAUUAUCCGCCAUGGUAGCCUGGGUCGAGAACGGGACCGCGCCCGACAACUUUACGGCGGUGUGGUACGAAGAUAACGACGCGACGCAGGGCGUCGGGUUCAGUCGGCCGCUGUGCAAGUUCCCCGCCAACCUCCGGUUCGACGGGGGCAAUUCGAACGCGUCGAGCAGCUUCACGUGCGUCUGA
Punctularia strigosozonata HHB-11173 SS5 is the source of this 1366-nucleotide messenger RNA. Its product is annotated as feruloyl esterase-like protein. The record is from RefSeq and is a predicted model, not a curated record. The coding region runs from base 134 to 1366 and encodes 410 amino acids. The transcript is spliced from 14 exons. NCBI's taxonomy places the organism in Eukaryota, Fungi, Basidiomycota, Agaricomycetes, Corticiales, Punctulariaceae.